This is a messenger RNA of Monomorium pharaonis (pharaoh ant), 1470 nucleotides long. RefSeq lists its product as uncharacterized. The transcript has a single exon. The coding region runs from base 1 to 1470 and encodes 489 amino acids. The record is from RefSeq and is a predicted model, not a curated record. NCBI's taxonomy places the organism in Eukaryota, Metazoa, Arthropoda, Insecta, Hymenoptera, Formicidae.
AUGCAAGGAGGUAAAAUCUGUUCCAAAAUCGAUCUGAAAGAGGCUUACGCACAAGUUCCCGUAAGCACAGAAUCAAAAAAAUAUCUCACAAUAAGCACGCACAAAGGGUUGUUCGAACCACAUAAAUUACCGUGUGGAAUCGCCUCAGCACCAGGGUUUUUUCAAAAACAAAUGGAACAGAUUUUAUCCGGCAUAUCAAACGUUUAUAUUUUUCUGGAUGAUAUUGUAAUUAAGGGAGUUAAUGACGAAGACAAUUUAAAAACCACAGGGAAAGUAUUUGAUGUACUAAGCGAAUGCGAACUUAAACUGCGAAAAGAGAAAUGUUGUCUGUUGAAAGAAAAAAUCCGUUACUUAGGAGUCGAAAUCGAUGCGGAAGGUAUACAUGUACUAAAGGAUAGGGUAGAAGCAAUCGAUCGGGCCCCACAUCCAAAAAAUAUAAAGAAAUUACAGGCAUUUUUGGGCACUAUUAAUUAUUAUGGAAAAUUCGUUAGAGAUCGGAGUACAAAAUUGCAGCCAUUGCACGCAUGCCUUCAGAAAAACAGAUUUGAGUGGAUAGAAGAUUGUCAAAAAGCGUUUGAACAAGCAAAAAAAGAUUUAAAAUUGGCAGAAGUAUUAAUAAAUUACGAUCCAAAAAAAGAACUUAUCUUGACAUGCGACGCGUCCGAUUAUGGCUUAUUUGCCGUAUUAUCGCAUCCCACACCGGACGGGUACCGACCGAUCGCAUUCGCGUCAAAAACGUUACUAGCGAGCGAAAAAAAGUAUGCACCAAUAGAUAAAAAAGCGAGAGCGAUUAUUUUCGGCGUGCGGAAAUAUUACGAUUACUUAUACGGUCGCGAUUUUAUUUUAAGAACAGACAAUCAGCCGUUAGCUCGCAUAUUAGGAUCAAAAAGAGGAAUUCCAAUUAUGGCAGCACGAAGGCUGCAAAGCUACGUUAUAUUCUUGUCCGCGUUCCGAUUCCGCGUAGAAUACGUACCAUUAACGAAAAACGUGGCCGACGGAUUCUCAAGACUACCAAUGCCCGAGAAGAAAACAAAGGAAAACAAAGCGGAGAUGACAUAUUUAAAAUACGUGGUCGAUCAAAACUUCGUAUGCUUCGAUUACAAACAAAUCGCAAGAGAAACUAGACGAGAUAAAGAAUUAACACAGACAACAAAGUACAUCAUGCUAGGGUGGCCACACCGAAAAAACAUACCAGAUCAUCUACAAAAGUACGAAAUCCGGAAGGACGAACUAACAAUAGAAGAGAAUUGCCUAAUGUGGGGCUACCAUGUUAUUAUACCAAAGAAAUUACAAGAAGAAGUACUCAGCGAACUGCACGCGACGCAUGUAGGAAUAGUCAGAAUAAAAUCAAUCGCAAGAUCAUUCUUCUGGUGGCCGAGAAUUGACCAAGACAUUGAAAGACGUGCACGUAGUUGCAAGGAAUGCGCUGAGACACGAGACGCACCACCAAAAUCACUAGCGAGAGUUUAG